Emiliania huxleyi CCMP1516 is the source of this 1344-nucleotide messenger RNA. RefSeq lists its product as hypothetical. NCBI's taxonomy places the organism in Eukaryota, Haptophyta, Isochrysidales, Noelaerhabdaceae. The record is from RefSeq and is a predicted model, not a curated record. Bases 61 to 1344 code for a protein of 427 amino acids. Gene Ontology annotation, biological process: protein phosphorylation. Gene Ontology annotation, molecular function: protein kinase activity; ATP binding. The transcript is spliced from 6 exons.
GCGGUCUUCUACAAGCACCUGGGCGGCUACCUGAGCGCGCGCGUGCGGCAGCUGACUGCGAUGGUGGGCGAGAACUACGCUGCGCGAUCGGGCGAGAUCUCGCUCGAGGAGGUGCUCUCCAACGCCGUCUUCUUCUCCCUCUUCACGCGCUGGCUGGCCUCGUCGGGGAUGGCCAACAAGACGGUGCUCCACUUCCUCACCGACAUCAAGGAGUUCCUCGCCACUCCCGCCAACGACUCGCUCCGCCGCGCGGCGAGGGAUGUGCACGCAAAGUACUUUGCGACUGCGGAGCGCGCGGCGGCGCUGGGCGUGUCCGAGUCCGCCGCCGCUGACAUCCGCUCGCUCCUCGCGUCGGACACUUUGCCUCCGCGCGACCUCUUCGGGACCGCCAUCACCGAGGUGCUCUCCAAGCUGCAGGCACACGCGUACCGCAGCUUCAUGCAGUCGGCGGCCUUCCAGCCGCUGCUCGACCUCAAGGCCAAGGAGAAGUACGUCCCCUGCGUGACGGACUUCAAGCUGCUGCAGAUCCUGGGCGAGGGGUACGAGGGCAAGGUGCUGCAGGCGCGCAAGAAGGACUGCGGCGUCAUGUACGCCCUAAAGGUGCUCGACAAGCAGAUCCUCGCCUCCCGCUCCCGCCGCUGGCAGCUGCACGCCUCGCGCGAGCUCGAGUGCCUCAAGGCGUGCGACCACCCGUACGUGGUUCCGAUCCACUACUCCUUCCAGACGCCGCAGUUCCUGUACAUGGUGCAAGAGCACGUGCCCAACCACACGCUCGCGCGCUACCUCGAGAAGCACGAGGGCAAGCCGAUGAGGGAGGAGGAGGUCCGCUUCAUGACGGGGCAGCUCGUGUGCGCGCUCGCGCACAUGCACAAGCAGACCAUCGUGUACCGCGACCUCAAGCCCGCCAACGUCCUCAUCGACACCGAGGGGCACCUGCGGAUGGUCGACAUGGGGAUGGCGUCCAAGCUCGACCCGGAGACGGGCCGCCGCAAGUCCGUCUGCGGCACGCAGCGGCGCGCGUACAUGGCGCCCGAGAUGAAGGCGAAGCAGCCGUACGAGCAGAGCGUCGACUGGUUCUCCCUCGGCAAGCUCAUCCUCGACUGCCACGGCCGAGACCCGUACGCCAAGGAGUGCGCGUACUGGGAGACCUCCGGCGCCGCCACCGCUCGCCCGCCGCCCUCCUGUGCAGCCGGCGCCUCUUCACACCUCGAGGCGUGGACAGGCCUGCUCGAGCUCAUCGACGCCCUCCUCGUCAAGGAGCCGACCAAGCGCCGCGGCUACGGGCCGGACGGCGCGCGGCACAACACACCCUCGCGCCCCGCCCUCUCCGCGUCGCGGGAGUGA